GGUUUAAAAGAUAAUUGUUUGAUUCUUAUAGGAUGGAAAAAAAUUUGAUUCCGCUAUCUCAAAGUUAUUCUUUUUGUAUAAAAAGUGUAUCAAACUGUUUAGUGCGUACAUCCGGUAUUAAAGUGCUUCCUUUUUUAUCUGUCUACUUACGUCAUUUAUUUUAUGUUUUGUACGUAUAUAUUACAUUAUUUUUAUUGUUUUUGUAUUUACAUUUAACAACCCUUUUAUACAAAUGCAAUUGUGAUGAACUUUUUGGUAGAACGCCAGAAAUAACGAUAGCUGUUCAAUUAAUGCAUCGAAGCCUUGCGAAAACGGCCUGCAAAUAUCUAAAAUGUGGCAAACAACCAUGUAAGGCUCCCAUAGCCGUUCUGCCGUGGACAGAGACCUUGAUCGCAACCAAACCAAGUCCUUUGUGCGUUCAAAGGAAUCCAUAUGUUCGGCAGAUAGACAUAGAAGGCCAAGAAGACUGCCUUUAUCUAAACAUCUACACUCCCCAUACCAACAAUGAUUUGUUGCCAGAAAAGAAUCUACUCCCUGUAAUGGUGUGGUUCCACGGUGGUGGAUGGAUGUGUGGCGGUAGUGUCAUGUACGGCCCUGACUACCUUCUAGAUCGCGACAUUGUUCUUGUCACCACUAAUUAUAGACUGGGUCCUCUAGGUUUCUUGUCUACUCAAGAUGAACACUGCCCCGGCAAUAACGGUCUCAAAGAUCAACAAGAAGCGCUAAGAUUUGUUCAGAAGGUCAUUCAUAGUUUUGGAGGAAACAAAAACUCUGUGACCAUUUUCGGGGAGAGCGCCGGAGGGGCUAGUGUUCACUAUCAUAUGAUGUCUGAAACUAGCGCUGGAUUAUUUCACAAAGCAAUAUCGGAGUCUGGCACAGCGUUGGUUCCAUGGGCGGAAGCACCUCCAGGCGAGGCGCUGCGCAAUACGUUCCGUCUGGCCAAGCUAUUGGACUGCCCCCAGGCGCCUUCAGACAAGAUGCUAACUUGUCUACGCGCUAGAAACAGUUAUGAUAUAAUCAACACGGAGUAUCGCUUUUAUGUGUGGGAUUACGAACCUUUGACUCCAUUCAAAGCUGUGGUCGAGCCCGACUUGUCUGGAGCCUUUUUAACUAAGAACCCAAGACACCCGACUCCACCAUCAGUUCCAUGGUUAACCGGACUUACCAGAGAUGAAGGAUGUGUCAAAUCUGUCUGGAUAACUUCAAAUACAACAAGAUUGAAGGAGUUCAUGGCAGGGUUCGACACUAUAGCUCCCGUGACUUUUUACUACGAGAACUCUCCUUACGCGGACGUCAUUACCAAGAGAAUUAGAAAUAAAUACCUGAAGGGUCUCUCACCAGAAGAAAUUAAAUCUGGUAUACUCGAUAUUUACACAGAUUCAAAUUUUGCAUACCCAUUGAUAGAGGCUGUAGAAUUGGCAUUAAAUUACACAAGAAAACCAGUAUUUCUGUACGAAUUAACGUACAAAGCAUCGAACAGUUUUACUGCAAUAUUUGGAGAUCCCGAAGAGAACAGUUACGUGUGUCACGCUGAUGAUCUUUUGCAUUUGUUUCCCAUCGUCUUCCAUCGUGACCCCACAACGAAAGAUCUGGAGAUCAGCAAACUUAUUAUCACUAUGUGGACCAAUUUUGCCGUAAGCGGGAAUCCAAAUAAACCCGAGAAAUUGCCAGCCGUAUGGGAAAGAGCCACCAGUUCACAAAAUAUGGAAUAUUUUGAGAUAGGGGACGACCUGGUAAUGAAAGGCGACUUAGCCUCUCGAUCGCGAUUCUGGAGCACGCUGCCCUUGUGGCAUAACAUCCGCAGUCGUACUUUCGUGGACGAACUAUGACCAUAUUUUUCAAUAACAUACAAAAUAAGUAUACUACUUCGUCUGUUCAUGAGUUUUAAGACAAAGUAAUAGUUACAUAAAAAUUUAAAGAAAUAAAUAUAUUUUUAAAAUUCUGAGAUAAUGAUUAAUAGACACUAACCAACAACUACCAGCAAUCAUUACUCAAAUGACCGCCUCCAUUCCUAAUACAAGCUCUUAGACGUUCUGGCUAAUCUUGAGUCGUUGCACGAAAUUUCUCCAGUAGGAUUCGGUUCGCUUCUUUGGUGAGGACCCACUCUGCCAAAAGUCCUACGCGAAUCCAAAUUUGGGUAAGACUUUUGGCAGACCUUGAGCUCCAAUUCAGUCCAUAGACUAUUCUCAUGUGGGUUAUGAUCAGGACUGGAGGGUGGCCAUUCUUCCGCCGCGAUGAAGCCCGGCAAAUUUCUCUUUCCUAUGCUGUUUGAGUCGUUUUAGCCUUAGGGGCCGGUGCUGAGUCUUGCUGGAAAAUCCAUUCUUUGUUGUGAAAUAGUAUUAGAUAGGGAUUUCACCACAGUCUCUAAAAUAUCACUUUGAUAAUUUUUUGGUUUCAUCUUAACGUCUUGUUGGCAAAAAUGGAGCCGAGUUACACCUUCAUACGAAACGUUCACACUAUGCCAUCACACUCACAUGAUGGGUACGCGAAGCAUAAAAUUUGUAGUUUCGUCUGUAAAACUUUUCUUCGACCGUGAAAAUUUUUUCGUCGGUGAAGCGCAUCUUUUUCGUAUCGUGUCUCCUAAGCAGCAUCGGGCAACGUUGGCGUCGUAAUUUACGAAGGCGAUCAUUUAGGAAGUGAACUUUUCUACGACUCUACGAUUGCCUUUAACUUGGGAUCGUAUUUCAGUAUUCUAUUGACACUCGAAAUGUUAGACUGCAAAUCUGAUUAUUUUGAUGUUCGCAGUUGUCCUUACAGACCGCGGGCGACAGAUUCCCUGAAAGAUUUUUCAAGGAAUCAGGCACCUUGUAACAUAUUAUGGUGUAAUAUACAAAAUUGCGGCUUACCCCAAAACGUUUUAUGUCACGCAAAACCUCCACGGAAAAUCGCUAUGUGUAGCGAAAUUACAGUCGCACGAUACUGUUUUGUUCCUCACGUGAUAACACACAUCACGAGAAAAAUGAUAGAAAUUAAUUUGAAAACCUACAAAUAGAACACAAACAGUCCAAAUCCAAAAUUAAAAAAAAAAAAGUAUUAAAAAGCUGCCAGUAUUUUUUUGUUUUAUUUUUAAAGUCAAAGUUUGUCUCAAAACUUAUGAAUAUUUCAUUACUUCGAACAUUUCAUGCUUACACAUCACAGACCACAUAAACAUACUGGGAUGAUCUAUACACAUACAUACAUACGUACAUUAAAGUUAAGCAAAACAUGUUACACUAGCUGUCCACCAAGAACCAACCUUCAUAAACUGUUUUGAUUCUAUCGAGUUUUUGUCGUUCAUCAUCUCACAAAAAUGUCAAUCGUCA
Hyposmocoma kahamanoa is the source of this 3302-nucleotide messenger RNA. It is a transcript of the gene be2, whose product is annotated as venom carboxylesterase-6-like. Bases 33 to 1829 code for a protein of 598 amino acids. The transcript is spliced from 9 exons. The record is from RefSeq and is a predicted model, not a curated record. Lineage: Eukaryota; Metazoa; Arthropoda; Insecta; Lepidoptera; Cosmopterigidae.